GUGAGAAACGCGCUUUACGUGGGACACUACGUUUCGGUUUCGAUUAGGGUGCCGCGGCGAGGUACCAUGUGCCAGAUUUUGCACCCUCUUUAUUGCGCAUGCAUGCACAGAGGAAGUCAUCGACCGGACAUCACAGCUUCGAAAAUGUCGCACCUUUAUCAGCAAACGAUCGAAGCUUUGAUAUACUCGGGAAGAUACGAUGAUUCCCCGGAUUUUACAGUAGUGUUGCAGCCAUUUAUUAAAUUAUUCAAUGCACCAAAUGCAGACCCGAAGCGAGCACCGCCGAUCGACCCUGCUUUGGUCACGUACGAUUGCUUUCACUUCAGUCAGAAGGGUCACGCAUUAGGAGCGAAUUUGUUGUGGAACAACAUGUUCGAACCAGUUGGAAAUAAAACGGAACGGGGACUGCCAGAGGUAUUCGAGAGACUAUUGUGUCCGAACGAGAACGCGCCAUACAUCUUCACGAACGUCAACUCGAGACGGUUUCGAAUGACAGGGCGCCAAGAUGGUAUCACCGUGGCUAGACGACGAGCACGGGGAACCGACUGAUAGCGACGGCGCUCUCACACUUAUGUGAUAAUAACUACCAAUACGUAUGAACAAUGAUGAAUCCACCGGGUCAGUGGAAAAUUUCACAAGCGAUCUUGAUUGUCAAGAAUGAACUUGGUGCAUCAUGCACGUUUUAGAAAACGAUGAUAUAGGUUCCAUAGUCCUCUCGACUGAUAAAAAUUAUGUCCGUGGAACUUUGGAACAAAAUUAAACGAAAAACAAACGUU
Messenger RNA from Ceratina calcarata, 776 nucleotides. Its product is annotated as phospholipase B1, membrane-associated-like. The coding region runs from base 67 to 549 and encodes 160 amino acids. The transcript has 4 exons. Lineage: Eukaryota; Metazoa; Arthropoda; Insecta; Hymenoptera; Apidae. The record is from RefSeq and is a predicted model, not a curated record. Gene Ontology annotation, biological process: phospholipid metabolic process. Gene Ontology annotation, molecular function: glycerophospholipase activity.